AUGGCAAAAGUUUAGUUUCAUAUCAUUUGAUCAGGACUUUUGUUAGUGAGGCUUUUCCUCAGAAAAUUGGUCAAAUUUUUUUCCUCGUGAGACAUUUCUUUAGAAUAAGCUUCAAAUUUUGAUCAAAUGCCUUAUUUCGACCAAAUGCUCCCGGGUAAGUCCAUCUGAAAAACUAUGCACCCAAAGUUCACUUGUCUCGCAGUUUCAGUGUUUUGCACAAAGGUGAAAACGUAAGCGAAGUUCAAAAAUCUCAAAUUCUUUUAAACAGAUGAAGACUUUUUCGACUUGGCUCUGCAGUUCUCUCUGCAAUUUCAGUUUUUCCAGCCGGAACAGAUUACGAAAUGAGGUUUUCUGAAAGCAGAAAUGCCACAAACUGCCACCUUGAUCCUGACCACAGUGUAUCUCCCAGAAUAAUAGUGAUGAUACUUUGCAUAGUUUCAGUCCUCUUAUUAAUUCCUUAUCGCAUUUAUUACAUUAAAUGACGGCAGCACAUGCCUUCUACCUAUCGAGAACUCCCAAGCCUGGGAAAAGUGAGCUUAUCAAAGAUUUCAAAAAUGAGAAAAAAAGCCACAUGAAGAGAUUACCUAGGAGGAGACACAAUUUUCGCUUUUUGUGUUAACGUUAUUUUCCCUUAUCCAUGGCUGGAUGCAACUUUUACGAUUCACCAGCAAAUUUUGUAUAAAGAAGUUUAUAUUUGUUAUUUCUGGGCUGAGCUAUUCUAUGCAUGCAUGUUUUUCAGGUGGGCAUUUCUAAUUUUUGUGGUUUUUAAUUAUGGGAGUUAUCAGAAUCCUAUUGCUAUGAGAUAUUGUGAAAAAUAUGAUGUCCCUCUUAAUCCUCAUUUUUCGCUGAAGUGCUAUGUGAAUCAGCAUCCAAUGGCAAUGCUAUUUAUUUUCUUGCUAUUUCCUGGAACUUUGAUAUUUGCGUCAACGAUGAGGGUUUUUGAAAGACCUGUGAGAAAUCCUAUAACUGAUUUUGAUUACCCAGGAAAUGCUGUUUGAAAUGUGGUUGUUACUAUUUUUACAAUAGGGUAUGGAGACUUUUUCCCAAUUACGAAUUUGGGAAGAAUUACAAUAGCUUUAAGUGCGUUUUUAGGGAGUAUCAUUUUAUCUUUUUUAUUUGUCACGCUCACAAAGGUGUUCACGCUUACGAAAAAUGAAGAAAAAACAUUAAAAGGAAUUUUGGUAAGUGACUCUGCUGCAGCAACUAUAAGGCGUGCCUUAACUUAUACUAAAACCAGGUUCAGCAACCCAGAAGAAAGGGUGAAUGCGUGGGAUUCGGUGCAAUCUCAAACACGUUCAUUUAAUAGAGUAAGAGAAGAGUUUGGAUGUGAAGAGGACGAAAAUGAGGCCAAAAUUUGUGAGCUUUCUAAUAGAGUGUCAAGGGUGGAAACAGAUCUUACACAAAUUAAAAACUCCCUCACAGCACUCGCAAAUAAAAUUGAUAACAUGAAUAACAGUUAA
This is a messenger RNA of Blepharisma stoltei, 1460 nucleotides long. The record is from the annotation of a GenBank genome assembly. Lineage: Eukaryota; Ciliophora; Heterotrichea; Heterotrichida; Blepharismidae.